GGCGGGUCAAGCUUAAAUCACAGCAUGCGCAACCGCGCAGCUCGUCUGAGUCCCGUUUCGGAGGGCCCAACGCCCGAUCGCUCCGGCCCGUUCUUCGAAAUGCUGACACCGGUCUCUGGGGCGGGAUCACCGCAGCCUUCGAAGGCCAACGUGCCUACCCGCCCUCCAGCGCGAGCCCACGCAAACAGCAACAGUUCCGCAUCCCUCAACACAUCGGAUAUGAUGUUUGCACGGAAGAAAGUCCUGCCUGUUCGUUCACCCAAGUCCGCAUUGACAGCCAUGCUUGUGGCUGCUGGGGAAAGCACGAAUCCGUUUGCAGAACUGUAUGCCUCAGUGUCAGGUCGUGGAGAAGGAGCGUCGACAAAUGUUCAAGUGUAUUUCCCGUCGGCCAAGGCGCCCCGAGGGGAAGCCAUGGAUCUGAACGUGAGGCGGGACUCGACGGUGGAGGAGGUGAUCGGUUUCGCAUUGUGGACAUAUUGGGAGAAAGGGUGGCUUCCAAAACUCGACAAGGGUAUCGAGAACGACGAGGAGAAGCUUGCGACACGACUUUCCGGUGUGGGCUGGAUUAUGCGUAUCGCAGAAGAAGACGGAGAGGUCGACGAUGAUUUUCCUCCACCCGAUCGAACUGGGAAGAUUGCCAAGUUCAAUGCGGAUGCGUACGCCGUCUUGGAUGCUACUCCAGCACAAGUGCAGCAGAAUCAGCUCAUCGCCAGUCAAAUCCAGCGGCAUCCCUCGCGUGUGACGGCUACCAAGAAGGUAUCAGACAAGCUGCCUGUUCAACAGCAUCUCCCGGUGUCCAGCAGCGCGCUCCCAGGCAGCGGAAUAUUUGGAUCAGCUCUGGGUGGCUCGCUGCCGUUCUCGACUUCACUUGGCCCAACAUCGGGCCAUGGUCCGCAGAUCUUUUUACGAAUCAAAGUUGAAGAUACACGUGAUACGGUGCACAUUGGCACCACUAUACCUGUUUCGGCCGGGUUGUACAUGCAGGAAGUCCUCGAACGAGUCUGCCGCAAGACAAGGCUGGACAAUCCCAGCGAAUAUGCUCUGUUGCUGGCGAAUGAUGAUACAAGAAUACUGAUUCCGCUCGACCGGACCGUGGCUAGCUUGGGUGGAAAAC
Messenger RNA from Mycena citricolor, 1114 nucleotides. NCBI's taxonomy places the organism in Eukaryota, Fungi, Basidiomycota, Agaricomycetes, Agaricales, Mycenaceae. The record is from the annotation of a GenBank genome assembly.